UUAACCUACCAGUGGGCUCACAAUAAAGUUGGUUGUGCUAUUGUGCUUGAAGGUGUCAGUCAGUGAUGGCUACCGGAUACGUUAGGAUGGCCAAAAAGGGAACCAUUUUUAUGGUAGUUUGUAUCGGGCUGGUGGCCAGCGUGCAGAGUGUUGCUUCGUUGGCACAAGAACGUCGCAACCUAGCGGCGGAAGCGUGUACAGAUGAUGUCGGCGAAAGGCAGCACUAUUCUGACCGGAGGAUCGAUCGCUUGGAUCAAGAUCAGGAGCAACGGCUACUGCUGUUCAAUCGGCUGGAUAGAUAUCGCGACGUGGAGGAUCGGCACGAAAAGGUGAACCACCGUGGAGUUGAUCGACUGGUAGACGUACAUCGCCAAGAACGGUUAGCUCGCAGUGACACCGAUCGUGCUCAGAUCACCCGAGAACGUCGUGGAGAUGAGGUAGUGCUAUCUAGGCGUGAAAAUCGGCUCGAGGAACGUGCAGAGAAUCGUCGAGAGGUCCGCAUGAAAGAUCGCCAUGACGAACGAUUGCAGGACCGAGAACAACGCCUAGUAGAACGUCGUCAGGAAGAUCGUCGUGUAAACGAUCGUGACGAAAGACGCCAAGAAGAGCGCCGAGAACAUUCCCGUGAGGACCGUCGGGAAGAUCGCCGAGAAGAAAUUCGAGAUGAUAGUCGAGAUGAACGACGACGGGAAGGCCGAGCGGAUCUGCGGGAAAGGCGUCAGGAAGAUUCCCGUGGGGACCGUCGGGAAGAUCGCCGAGAAAAUCUUCGAGUUGACAAUCGAGAUGUUCGACGACAGGAAAGCCGAAUGGAAUUGCGGGAAGGACGUCAGGAAAAUUCCCGUGAGGAUCGUCGGGAAGAUCUCCGAGUUGACAAUCGAGAUGGACGACGAGACGAACGUGUAGAGGAGCGUCGAGAAGCUCGCCGUGAAGAAAUCCGAGACAAUAACCAAGAUGAACGUCGUCGGGAACGACGGGAGGAUCUUCGAGAAGAACGUCAAGAAGAUUCCCGAGAGGUCCGCCGAGAAGAUCUUCGUGAUGGUAACCGAGUAGAACGCCGACAGGAACGUCGAGAGGAUCUGCGAGAAGGACGUCUUGAAGAUUCCCGAGAAUAUCGUCGAGAAAAUCGCCAUGAAGAUCUUCGCGAUGCUAACCGAGACGAACGCCGACAGGAACGUCGAGAGAAUGUACGAGAAGAUCGCCGUGAAGAUCUUCGCGAUGGUAACCGAGAUGAACGUCGAGAAGACCGUCGAGAGAAUGUACGAGAGGAUCGACGAGAAGACCUUCGAGAUGAUAACCGGAACGAACGUCGGCAGGAACUGGAUCGCCAGGAAGACCUACGUCGGAUGAAACGAGAGGAUCGCUGUGACGAACGCCUUGAAGAUCGCCGCGAAGACAACCGAGAGCAACGUCGCGAAAACAUAUUGGAUAACCGACGAGCAGCUCGUUCAGAAGAAUCUCCCGAGGAACGCCUUCAGGACCGUAGAGAACGUGCUGUAGAAAGACGCGUAGCUGCAGCAGAGGACCGUCGUGAAAAUAGUCGACGUGAGCCAGAAACACGUCGAAUUGCCGAACGUCGUGAAACUACUCGCAGAGAACGCACUGAGGACGAUCCACGUAGAAUGGAACGCAGGGAGAAUGGCGAACUGGAAGAAGCCGAACGCCGAUUCGAACGUGCGGAACGUCGUUUGGAAGAUGAUCGCCGCCGCCAGAACGUUGCCCAUCGGGAGGCCGAAGGGCGUCGCAAUGUUCGCGAGCGGGACCAUUUUAACGACCGCUACCAAGGUGAUGGGAAAAUGGUCGCUUUCCAGCAGGAAAACGCUUUCCUAUAUCAGCUCAUCCAAACUGCAGCUCUGGUGGGUGUUGCUGGUUACUGGCUGCUUAAGGGAUCCGGUGCCGAGGAUCUGAAGAAGAAACCCAACUCGAUGGUGGAAGCCGUCCGGAAGCUGCUUGGGGUCGAACAAAAGUAAGGUAAAUAAUCUCUAUUCACUAUCAUUGUAUUAUCCAGUGCAUUUUAGACGUCAAUGGUAGAUGUGUAACCCUUAAAAAGGGGGGCAGGCAGGGGAGGAGAAACGCAGUCACCCACACACAGGCUUAACAGACAGUACAAACAACCAAACAAAACUAUUUAACCUAAUAAUAGAUCGAUGUACUAAUUACACUUAACCGGGUAAUAGCCAUCUUUUUCCAAUACGUAUCGCAUCGUAUGAUUUUCUGUAUGUUUUAACAAACCAUUAAUUGACCAUCGGAGCAGCUGUACCAAAACUGUAGAGAAAGGCGUAGUGUACAAUGUGACACUCGCACAAUGUAGCGGAAAAACAUCAGGAAAAUGCGUGUGAUAGUGAGCGGGUAGUACACGUUAAAUAUUUGGCUUUAUGUUCAAUAUUCCAUCUGGAUCUGACCCGUAGACUGUAUACAUAGCAAUCAACGAAAUUAUCUACUGUUAGAAACCAAUAUGAUGGAACCCAAGUGACAUCUAAAAAACCACUAAUGCUGAUGAAUAAUAAUAAAAAUAUCGCUCCAAAUGCGGCCUCUUCUGCUUGUAGUAACCUGAGGAAGGAUAUAGCUUUGCACUGUGCACAUGCACGUUGUGGAAGAUCAUAGUAGCAGGUGUGUAUAACCCACAGCAUCCAAUCCAUAUGUAACCGUUGAGCAGCGCCCGACAAAGACGACGUACAACGACAACGGGGCAGGAUAUUGUGGAACGACGACAACGACGAUCCUAAGAAAUGUCUAGUUAUCCAUGCGUAGUAUGAUUUAUUGAGGGCAUCCCUAGCUGCAGCAAUCAUAACGAAAGCUGUUCUGCUUUAAAAACAACGCAACCACAUUAUUUACUACCAAUACGCAAAGGAGAUAACAAUAAAACUUAAAUAUCCUUGU
Molecule: messenger RNA, 2877 nt
Organism: Anopheles moucheti
Lineage: Eukaryota; Metazoa; Arthropoda; Insecta; Diptera; Culicidae
Product: trichohyalin-like
Exons: 1
Coding region: 66-1967 (633 amino acids)
Source: RefSeq, a predicted model, not a curated record